AUGAAAGGGGUGGGAGUAGGUAGUAGGAAGAGGGUGGAGGCCAAGGUCUUGCUAGAUGUUGGGCUUGGGAGGGGGCAAAGACACGCACCAUGCCGUGUAAGUUACGGUCACGUGUUUGUGAGGGUAAGAAAGCUGAUCUUAUUAUCCCCCUCCCUACCACCAUGUGAGAAGAGUCUUCUAAUCUGCAACAAAAUCCACUCUACUUUCACAAAGAAGAUGAUAACAAAGAAGAUGAAGAUGAAGAUGAAGACGAAGAUGGUGAGGAGGAAGAAGAUGAAGGUGGUGAAACAGUGGAAACAUGAGUGUAUAUGGUUGAGGGUGUUGAAUGAGUGA
This is a messenger RNA of Sphenostylis stenocarpa, 333 nucleotides long. Lineage: Eukaryota; Viridiplantae; Streptophyta; Magnoliopsida; Fabales; Fabaceae. The record is from the annotation of a GenBank genome assembly.